Messenger RNA from Saxophila tyrrhenica, 900 nucleotides. RefSeq lists its product as uncharacterized. The record is from RefSeq and is a predicted model, not a curated record. The transcript has a single exon. Lineage: Eukaryota; Fungi; Ascomycota; Dothideomycetes; Mycosphaerellales; Extremaceae. Bases 1 to 900 code for a protein of 299 amino acids.
AUGGCGUUAUACAACACUCGCCUCUGGCUCUUUCUCGAAGACUACGUCUACUACCAACCGCCCAGACCGCGAGUCCGGCCCAAAGACCGGCCAAUGCAAGUCAUCUGCGUUGGGCCACCACGAUCAGCGACCGAAUCCCUUCAACACGCUCUACUCAAACUGGGCUACGAACAUACAUACCAUGGCUGGGACGUCUUCUUCGAGGAGGCCCAUAACAUGCGCGGCUGGGCCAAACUCGCACGAAGGAAGUUUCUCGGCACUGCAGACAGCGGUGGAGACUGCGAAAUCACGGCAGCGGAGUUCGACGCUCUUCUUGGACACGCUGUGGCCGUCUGCGACGUUCCUGCUUCCGCAUUCGCCGCCGAGAUCAUCAAGGCCUACCCUGAGGCCAAAGUGAUCAUCAACAAGCGCUCUAAUCUCGAAAGCUGGCAUGCCUCGAUAGAGAAGAACAUUGUCGCCACCGAGCACAGCUGGGUGCUGUAUCUUGCGUCGUGGUUCCAAAAGGACUUUUUCUGGGCCUGGACGACUGGCCAGCGCAUUGUGUUCCCAGGGUUGUUCCGGUGCAUGGGACAGAGUCUCGACUUGGGGAUCAUGGGCAACGGAAAAUGGGUUUAUCGGGAGCAUUGCGCCAUGGUGAAGGGUUUGGUCAGAGAGGAAGGCAGGUUGUUGGAGUGGAGCGUCGAAGAAGGCUGGGAGCCGCUUUGUAGCUUUUUGGGAAAGGAUGUGCCAGCGGAGCCAUUUCCCCAUGUUAACCUUGCUGCUGGCUUCCACGAUAGAGUUGACAGGGAGACACGGGCAUGGAUGCUGGGCGCGGUGAGGAACUUCACUAUCGGCGUGGCUCUGGUGGCAAUAACGGUCACACUCGCUUGGAAGGUCUCAGCGUUCGGUUCCGCAGAAUAG